AUGAAAACUCAUUUGUUAAUUGAAAACCAAAAGUCUUGUACAGAAGUGAUUGCGAAACAUAGGAUUCACGGAUCAUGUCCAUUGGACUCUUUUUUUGAGGAUGAUGACGAAGAGUUUGAGCUGUGGAUUCGUAAGGGUCUUCUAAAACAUCCUAAUAUGAAGCGAGAUGGUGUUAUUUUUUAUGACAAGAAGCAUGGAACUAUAGAUCCAGGGUUUGAUUUUAAUGUGGCUCAAAUUAGUGAUAAGGCAUGGUUUUAUACACUCUUCGAGCCGGGAUACAGUCAUAUUGAAGUUAUUUUCUACUACUUGAGGAAGAUCGGGUUGUAUUCAAAUUUGAAAGUAGCUAUGAGAUACACAACCACCGAUCCAUUUUUUGAUGAAACGAUCAAGUCGUUGUAUUUGAGGUAUAUUGAGCAUGCUUCUGAAAGUGUUAUUGAUGUGUCUAGCCUCAUUUCUGAUUAUAUAAUGGGUUACAAACAAAUAUGCGGCAAACCAUGGUUUGAAGUUGAUCACGUUCUAUUCCCGAUAUACAUUGAGCUAGACAAAGUAGGCCGUUGGAUCCUUGGCAGACUUUCAUUUGUUGAUAGAUUAUUUUAUGUUUAUAACUCACGUUGGUCGGUAAAUGAUGAUUCCGAAGUUGCAAAAUCUGUGAAGUGCUACUCAGAUAUCCUACCAGUUUCCUUGGACCUUGUUGGAUUUUAUAAGAAACGAUAUGAUAUCAAACAGAAGAAUUGGCGAUAUGUGACAAAGAAAAUUACCGAGCCUUUCGAUAUUGUUAUUGUUAAGGGGUUGCCAGGAGAAAGACUCAGGUAG
Messenger RNA from Striga asiatica, 813 nucleotides. NCBI's taxonomy places the organism in Eukaryota, Viridiplantae, Streptophyta, Magnoliopsida, Lamiales, Orobanchaceae. The record is from the annotation of a GenBank genome assembly.